GUAACGCUUUUCAGACGCGUUUAUUUCGCUUUUGGAUAGCCUCUAGUGUCUAAACGAGGACAAAAUGAGCAAAGCGCAUCCCCCCGAGCUCAAGAAGUUUAUGGACAAGAAGCUUUCGUUGAAGUUAAAUGGGGGCCGACACGUUCAAGGGAUCCUCCGCGGCUUCGACCCCUUCAUGAACCUGGUGGUGGACGACUCAGUGGAGAUGGGACCCGGCGGACAACAGAACAGCAUCGGCAUGGUGGUGAUCAGAGGAAACAGCAUCAUCAUGGUAGAGGCUCUGGAGCGAGUAUGAGACAAAAAGACUGCAAUGCUUUUUUUGUUUUUGUUUUUUAGUUUGUCAAAGAUCUGUUCAUGUCUCUGAUGUCAUCUGAGGCCUCU
This is a messenger RNA of Periophthalmus magnuspinnatus, 381 nucleotides long. It is a transcript of the gene snrpg, whose product is annotated as small nuclear ribonucleoprotein polypeptide G. The record is from RefSeq and is a predicted model, not a curated record. NCBI's taxonomy places the organism in Eukaryota, Metazoa, Chordata, Actinopteri, Gobiiformes, Gobiidae. The transcript is spliced from 4 exons. Gene Ontology annotation, molecular function: RNA binding. Bases 65 to 295 code for a protein of 76 amino acids. Gene Ontology annotation, cellular component: U1 snRNP; precatalytic spliceosome; U2 snRNP. Gene Ontology annotation, biological process: mRNA splicing, via spliceosome; spliceosomal snRNP assembly.